CGGGCUGCUUCAUCGUCUUCUGGAGUCGUCUUCUUUCUGGCCUGAACAACAGACACGAAGCGACGAGCACUGCAGAGGAGGAGUGGAGAGAAGAAGACCAGGGGAGAUGGCGCCGCCGUCCCGGUUGCUGCCGCCGACGUUUCAGAUUCUCCACCGCUGCCGCGCCUCCCGCUUCCGCUUCUCCACCGCCUCGUCGCUUGCCUCCCCGCCGUCCAAGGCAGUCAUCUACGACGAGCACGGUGCACCCGACCAGGUGCUGAGGGUGGCGGAUGUGCCGCCGGUGGAGCUCGGGGACCGCGACGUCUGCGUCCGGAUGCUGGCCGCCCCCAUAAACCCCUCCGACAUCAACCGCAUCGAGGGCGUCUACCCCGUCAGGCCCCCGCUCCCAGGCGCCGUGGGAGGUUACGAGGGCGUCGGCCAGGUCCAUGCCCUCGGCCCGGCCGUCACCGCCCCACUCUCUCCCGGCGAUUGGGUCAUACCCUCUCCGCCAUCAUUCGGGACAUGGCAGACGUACAUCGUCAAGCAUGAGAGCGUGUGGCACAAAGUCCACAGCGAUGUGCCCAUGGAAUACGCUGCCACCGUCACAGUCAACCCCUUGACUGCGCUCAGGAUGCUCCACGACUUUGUAAAACUCAAUCCUGGUGAUGCCAUUGUCCAGAAUGGUGCUACCAGCAUUGUCGGCCAGUGUGUCAUUCAGCUUGCCAAAGUACAUGGAAUUCACACCAUCAACAUCAUAAGGGAUAGGACUGGGUCAGAAGAAGCAAAAGAUAAACUCAAACAACUUGGUGCAGAUGAGGUGUUCACAGAAUCUCAGCUAGACAUAAAGAAUAUCAAGAGCUUGCUGGGUGCUUUGCCAGAACCUUCAUUAGGAUUUAACUGCGUUGGAGGAAAUGCUGCUUCUCUGAUACUCAAGUUUUUGAGGCAAGGAGGCACCAUGCUGACAUAUGGUGGAAUGUCCAAGAAACCUGUCACUGUUCCUACUUCAUAUUUCAUUUUUAAGGAUGUUUCCCUGCGAGGAUUUUGGCUACAGAAGUGGAUGAACUCAGAUAAGGCAGAAGAUUGUAGAAGAAUGAUAGACUACCUCUUGGGCCUGGUGCAGGAAGGCAAACUGAAGUACGAGAUGGAGAUGAGUCCCUUUGGUGAAUUCAGUUUGGCUCUGGAGAAGGCCCUCGGCAAACAUGGAAGCCAGCCAAAGCAAGUUCUCCGGUUCUGAGAUGAGGGCAGUGUAUAAGAUGUGGCUAGUGGAUCGUCAGAGUAUAUGUGCCAUUGCUCUCUCUGUAUGAAUAAUCCUAUAUCUUUCUGAUGCGAAAUUAUCCAUCGACAAGCUAUGUCUUCAUUUGGGUUUGACACAAGACUCACUGACUUGGGCUUCAAAAAAAUACUAGAAAAAGGCAGCACAGCAGUAUACAGUUAA
Phragmites australis (common reed) is the source of this 1414-nucleotide messenger RNA. RefSeq names its product enoyl-[acyl-carrier-protein] reductase, mitochondrial. The transcript has 8 exons. Gene Ontology annotation, biological process: fatty acid metabolic process. NCBI's taxonomy places the organism in Eukaryota, Viridiplantae, Streptophyta, Magnoliopsida, Poales, Poaceae. Gene Ontology annotation, molecular function: trans-2-enoyl-CoA reductase (NADPH) activity. Bases 107 to 1213 code for a protein of 368 amino acids. The record is from RefSeq and is a predicted model, not a curated record. Gene Ontology annotation, cellular component: mitochondrion.